Molecule: messenger RNA, 1681 nt
Organism: Misgurnus anguillicaudatus (oriental weatherfish)
Lineage: Eukaryota; Metazoa; Chordata; Actinopteri; Cypriniformes; Cobitidae
Gene: tagln3b
Product: transgelin 3b
Biological process (GO): actin filament organization
Cellular component (GO): actin cytoskeleton
Molecular function (GO): actin filament binding
Source: RefSeq, a predicted model, not a curated record
UUCUUCCUGACAGUUUAAAACCGUUUCACCGAUUUUUUACCUCAGUGUCGUUUGUAUGAUCUCUCGAGACUCGUUUGUAACCCGUCGCUUGUCAAACCAGACCUAAAUUUACAGCAACGCCCGGCUCGUGAAUAUUAAUUAUUAAAGCCACGCCCACGUUCAGCUAGCGCACUGCUACGUAGCCUAAUUAAUAUUUAUAAGUCAAUCCUUAGGAUUCGUCGUUCGGAAACAGGACAGUUGGCUCGGAGCCACGCCCCGUCCUCAGCUGCAUGGAUGUUUGACUCCAACAUCUCUGAUCAAAGACCACAGGGAGGAAGAUUUGACCUCGGACAGGACGAAAACAUCUCUUUGCGGAGAAAGAUCUAGUAGACUGAAUUAAUAAUGGCAAACAGAGGACCCAGUUAUGGGCUGAGUCGUGAGGUCCAGGAGAAGAUAGACCAGAAGUAUGAUCCAGAACUGGAGUCUCGACUGGUGGACUGGAUUAUAGCACAAUGUGGAGGAGCUUUAGAGAGACCACAGCCAGGAAAACAAAACUUUCAGAACUGGCUAACGGAUGGCACUAUCCUCUGUAGGCUCAUUAAUAGUCUGUAUCCGCGUGGUAAGGAGCCUAUUAAGAAGAUCCCAGAGACCCAGAUGGCCUUUAAGCAAAUGGAAAAAAUCUCCCAGUUCCUUCAGGCAACGGAAGCCUAUGGAGUAACCACCACAGACAUAUUUCAAACAGUGGACCUGUGGGAAGGAAAAGACAUGGCUGCUGUCCAAAGAACUCUGAUGGCUCUGGGUAGCGUGGCACUCACGAAAGACGAUGGACAUUAUAGAGGUAACCGAGACUGGUUUCACAGGAAGUCUCAAGGCAAUCGGCGAGAGUUUUCUGAGGAGCAGUUGCGCCAGGGCCAAAAUCUGAUAGGCCUGCAGAUGGGCAGUAACCGUGGAGCAUCUCAGGCCGGCAUGACUGGCUAUGGCAUGCAUCGCCAGAUUAUGUAAAACUAUACCACUGCCCAACAACUUGCCUACAACAGCCAGAAGACCUUAAACCGGCCAACCUCAGCCCACAUUGAGCAGUUUUUCCUCUUGAGUAUCUGAUGGUGACAUGUGUUUGUUGAAAAAGAGUAACGUAUAAGAACAUUAUCCUAUACCAUUAUAAAAUUAUAUAAAGUUCAGCAUUGAACUAUUACAUGAGCAUGCUAGUUGUAUUUUAUUUUUGGUUUGCUCAACUUGUUAUAAAAUAUAUUUAUUUAUUUGUAAAUGUAUGUUAAGCGAAAAAAUUUCCUAAAGUUUUAUUUAUCCACUAAACUUCACUUUAUUGCCUUAAUCUCUAUAAGCAACUGUAUUUCGAAGAACCAAAUAGCAAAGAGUUAAAAACAGUUUAGUUUACACAGUGUUUGAAAGUGCAGUAAUGCCAAAUGUUUGCAAACAACUGCAAUUUUGCCUUUUUGAUUUACAUUUGUUGUUAUACUGGGUUACGUAAUCAGCUUAUUUGCUGUUUAAUGGCAAAAAAAGGAAGCAUAAACAAAAAAGAAUCACUUCACAUACUAACCAGAGGUACUGUAUGCACAUUAAUUAAAUGUGUAUGUAUUGUUCAUUUCUGCUGUGUGUACAUUGCAAAUGAGUUUCUUAAUAAGCAGGUUUGUUUUCGUCAUCCUGUUUGGUUUAAGUGUUUAAUAAAUUGGUACCAUAAAAUGUA